AUGAAGACUGAGGUCGGUUCCCAGUGUCUCCCGGGAAGAAUGCAAAGUCUAAACGAGGAUAUUCACAAGAGCUCAGCCCCCGAGCACACUGACCAGUCGGAUGGUCCAACCCUCAACGACCACGAAGAUGGAAAGGCGAUUCUAAACAUCGUUUUUACCCUGAGAAAUGCCCAAAACUCCAACCUUUCCCUCACCAUCAAAAUGUUCGAGACGUUUGAGGCCAAAAUUCACCACCUAGAAAGCAGGCCAGCGCAAAACUCCAAGAACUGGGCAGAAGAUCUGGACUUUUUCGUCCGAUGUGAGGUGCAGGGCUCGGUUGCUAAGAUGUUGAUUAACUCUUUGAAACAAGUGGCUGAGAAGGUCAGCAGCAGCAGAGAGGAAAAAGUUCGAUGGUUUCCGAAGAAGUUGCGAGAUCUUGACCGAUGCCAUCAUUUGGUCACAAAGUUUGAACCUGACUUGGAUCGCCAACAUCCAGGUUACCAUGAUCCAGAAUACAGAAAGCGCAGAUCCUUCAUCGCAGACCUGGCAUUUAACUACAAAGAGGGAGAUCCCUUGCCCAGAGUGGAAUACACUCCAGAGGAGAUCACAACCUGGGAAGAGAUAUACAGAGAGUUGACUGCUCUCUACCCAACUCAUGCCUGCAAACAGUUCCUGGAUGGGUUUCAGCAGCUGGAGCAACAGUGUGGCUACCGAGAAGACAACAUCCCACAGCUCCACGUUGUCUCCAGGUACCUGACAGAAAGGACUGGAUUCCGUCUGCGCCCUGUUGCAGGUUUGCUGAGUCCCAGCGACUUCCUCGCCAGUCUGGCAUUCAGAGUCUUUCAGUGCACACAGUACAUCCGCCACUCCUCAGCCCCAAAACACUCCCCCGAACCUGACUGCUGUCAUGAAUUGCUGGGACAUAUUCCUAUGUUAGCAGACAAGCAAUUUGCACAAUUUUCCCAGGAGCUUGGUCUUGCGUCUUUAGGGGCAUCCGAUGAAGAUAUUGAAAAAUUGUCAACGCUUUACUGGUUUACAGUAGAGUUUGGUCUCUGUAAACAGAAUGGAAUUAUUAAAGCCUAUGGAGCUGGACUUCUUUCUUCAUAUGGGGAGCUCAAGUAUUCUUUAUCCAAUGAGCCAGAAUACAAAGUAUUUGAUCCUGAGGUUGUUGCACUCCAGCCAUAUCAAGAUGAGACCUUUCAACCAGUCUAUUUUGUGUCUGAAAGUUUUGAGGACGCAAAAUCCAAACUUCGGAUUUACGCUUCUAAAAUCAAGAAGCCUUUCUCGGUACACUAUGAUCCUUUCACCUGCAGUGUUGAGCUUCUGGACAAGCCUCAGAAAGUAAAGAUUGCACUAAACCAGAUGAACAAUGAGCUGAAGAGUUUUUGCUUUGCUCUUGAUAAAUGUUCUCAAGUAAAGGUUCUACAUAAAACUCCUAGAUCAUUCUGCUCAUUUACACCUCAACGUGAAAGAAUUGUGAUUUGGUUUGAUCUGCUGCAUGCUUAG
Molecule: messenger RNA, 1485 nt
Organism: Callorhinchus milii (elephant shark)
Lineage: Eukaryota; Metazoa; Chordata; Chondrichthyes; Chimaeriformes; Callorhinchidae
Gene: th2
Product: tyrosine hydroxylase 2
Biological process (GO): dopamine biosynthetic process from tyrosine
Cellular component (GO): axon; cytoplasm; perikaryon
Molecular function (GO): tyrosine 3-monooxygenase activity; iron ion binding
Source: RefSeq, a predicted model, not a curated record